CCCGUUUACUAGGUUCUAUGGAGAAAACCAGAGAUUCUUUCGUAUUUCGCCUUAUUUUUUUGGGUCUUCCUGCCUUGUGAUUCUCGUCUUCGACGAUUCAUGAUCAUUGGUUUACCGCACAGAAGAAGAAUCUAAAAGAAGUUUUUAUUAGUUUCGGGGUUGACUGUCAGCUUUGUCUUCGCGUUCAUGAAUUUAGUGCUCUUUGCACGUUUUCGUUUCAGGUUUCUGUUCUCUUUCAUGCUGAUUCUUUUGCUGGGUCUUUGAAGAUUUUCUCAGCUGAUAUUACCGGGGGCAAAAGGAGAAAAAUUGUGUUUUGUAGCAUUAAUUUGUCCUCACUUUUGCUUGAAAUUUUUUAUUUUUUGGGAUGUUCUAUGUGCUGAAUCAGAGCUGAAACAGUUCUGAGUCUCUUGACAUAAGCCGAGGCCAAGAGGAGCCGGUACUAUUUGGGACAUCAGUUUGGAGUUUUCAGUUAUCCCAAGCAGAUGCCUACGAGGCAAAUGAAAGAGAGCACAGAGCAACACCACCAACACCUUGUCAUCAAGACCACCCACUUGCAGAGUCCCAUGAACAAUCAGCCCCAGAAGUCUCCCAAGACCACGCAGAACGGCAAGGGCCCGCCGACUCCGUCACCUCCUUCGAAGAGCAGAGGGAGGAGGAGGAGGGGGAGAGGUGAGCGGAAGUCCGACCAAGGCGACGUCUGCGCGAGGCCGAGCUCUCGGCCGUGCACCGGAGAGAUUGUCGUGCCGAGGGCUCCGAACGGGUGCGCCCAGAAUGGUGGUGGGACUGGGAACCGGGUGGAUUUCCCGACCUCUAGCCGGUCCUGGAGCUUGGCUCGCAGGCCCGGGUUUGGGCAAGUUGGGACCCGGUGCAUUGUGAAAGCCAACCAUUUUUUUGCAGAGUUACCAGAGAAAGACUUGAACCAGUAUGACGUCAGCAUUACACCAGAAGUGGCAUCUAGGACCGUGAACAGAGCCAUCAUGGCAGAGUUGCUGAGGCUGUAUAGAGAAUCUGACUUAGGAAUGAGAUUGCCUGCCUAUGAUGGGAGGAAGAGUCUUUACACUGCUGGUGAGCUUCCCUUUGCUUGGAAGGAGUUCAACAUUAAGCUCUUAGAUGAAGAGGAUGGAAUUAAUGGACCCAAGAGAGAAAGAGAAUAUAAGGUGGUUAUCAAGUUUGUUGCCCGCGCAAACAUGCACCACUUAAGCCAAUUCUUAGCUGGUAAGCGUGCCGACGCGCCUCAGGAAGCUCUUCAGGUACUUGAUAUCGUUUUGAGGGAGCUUUCCACGAAAAGGUUUUGCCCCAUUGGUCGAUCAUUUUUCUCACCCAAUAUAAGAACACCCCAACCACUAGGUGAUGGCUUGGAAUCAUGGUGCGGUUUUUACCAGAGCAUUAGGCCUACCCAAAUGGGCUUAUCCCUCAAUAUUGAUAUGGCUUCGGCUGCAUUCAUCGAGCCUCUUCCGGUGAUAGAGUUUGUGGCCCAGCUUCUAGGCAAAGAUGUCCUAUCGAGGCAAUUAUCUGAUUCUCAUCGUAUCAAGAUUAAAAAGGCUCUUCGAGGGGUAAAAGUUGAAGUGACACACAGAGGGAGCGUACGAAGAAAGUACCGUGUCUCAGGCUUGACAUCUCAGCCAACGAGAGAGCUAGUAUUUCCUGUUGAUGACAAUUUGAACAUGAAGUCUGUCGUGGAAUACUUUCAAGAGAUGUAUGGCUUUACAAUACUGCAUACACAUCUUCCUUGCCUCCAAGUAGGAAAUCAAAAGAAGGCAAACUAUUUACCCCUGGAGGCAUGCAAAAUUGUUGAAGGGCAACGAUAUACGAAAAGGUUGAACGAGAAGCAAAUUACAACCCUGCUAAAAGUUACAUGCCAAAGACCUAGGGAUCGUGAAAAUGAUAUUCUCCGGACUGUUCAACAAAAUGCCUACGAUCAAGACCCUUAUGCGAAGGAAUUUGGGAUCAAGAUCAGUGAAAAGCUGGCAUCCGUCGAAGCUCGUAUCCUUCCAGCCCCUUGGUUGAAAUAUCAUGAAACUGGAAAAGAGAAGGAUUGUUUGCCUCAAGUUGGUCAAUGGAAUAUGAUGAACAAGAAAAUGAUAAAUGGCAUGACUGUUAAUCGGUGGUCAUGUAUCAACUUCUCUAGGAGUGUGCAGGAAAGUGUUGCGAAGGGGUUCUGCAGUGAACUCGCUCAAAUGUGUCAAGUUUCUGGAAUGGAAUUUAAUACUCAGCCCGUCAUACCCAUCUAUAACGCAAAGCCAGAGCAAGUAGAGAAAGCUUUGAAGCAUGUUUACCAUGCAUGCAUGAAUAAAACCAAAGGAAAAGAACUAGAGCUUUUAUUGGCAAUUUUGCCCGACAAUAAUGGCUCCCUAUAUGGGGACCUCAAAAGAAUAUGCGAGACUGAUCUUGGUAUAAUAUCACAAUGUUGUCUCACAAAGCAUGUUUUCAAGAUUACCAAGCAGUAUUUGGCAAAUGUAUCCCUGAAGAUCAAUGUUAAGAUGGGUGGCAGAAAUACUGUUCUUUUGGAUGCAAUUAGCUGCAGAAUUCCAUUAGUUAGUGACAUACCAACUAUAAUAUUCGGAGCAGAUGUGACCCACCCAGAGAACGGGGAAGACUCUAGCCCCUCAAUAGCUGCUGUAGUAGCAUCUCAGGACUGGCCCGAAGUUACAAAAUAUGCAGGACUGGUUUGUGCUCAAGCUCACAGACAGGAACUUAUCCAAGACUUGUACAAAACAUGGAAUGAUCCAGUUCGUGGAACUGUUAGUGGGGGCAUGAUCAGGGAUCUUUUGGUGUCCUUUAGAAAAGCAACGGGGCAGAAGCCGCUGAGGAUAAUAUUUUACAGAGAUGGUGUGAGUGAAGGGCAGUUCUAUCAAGUUCUCCUGUAUGAAUUGGAUGCAAUCAGAAAGGCUUGUGCAUCAUUAGAACCAAACUAUCAACCGCCUGUAACUUUCAUUGUGGUGCAAAAACGACACCACACGCGCUUGUUUGCUAACAAUCAUAGAGACAGAAGCAGCAUUGAUAAGAGUGGGAAUAUUAUGCCCGGUACCGUGGUUGAUUCGAAGAUCUGCCAUCCCACAGAAUUUGAUUUUUACCUUUGUAGUCAUGCUGGAAUUCAGGGAACAAGUCGCCCAGCUCAUUAUCACGUACUAUGGGAUGAGAAUAAUUUUACAGCCGAUGGAAUCCAGUCAUUGACGAACAAUCUCUGUUACACAUAUGCAAGAUGCACGCGUUCGGUCUCAGUUGUGCCUCCGGCUUAUUACGCCCAUUUGGCUGCUUUUCGAGCCCGAUUCUACAUGGAACCGGAGGCCCAAGAGAACGGAUCGACGGGGAGCGGCGGCGGCGGCGAUCACAAAACCAGAGGCGCGCGCGUAACCGGAGAGACGGGCGUGAGGCCACUGCCGGCAUUGAAGGAGAACGUGAAGAGGGUGAUGUUCUACUGUUAGGACGGGGCCGAGGACAGCGGCAGCCACUAACUUCCGAUCUUCGAGUCUCGGAGUCUUAACUUGGUAGGGAUGUGUACAUGCUGUGUUCAUAAGCUGUAGAUGGUUUGCCCCAGAAAAGAGUAGGGAGAAGUGCAGGAGGGUGUGUUUUAGGCUUUUGAAGUGGAGGAUGAGAGAGUUAAGUUGGCAAAAUAGACCAGAUAGUCACGAUCAGAUAGGGAGAUGAUAGAGGGAGGGGUAGUUUCUCAUCCUUGUAACCAUCAGUUCUAGGAAGAAGAAGGGGGGGGGGGGGGGGAAUUUGGUGAAUCAGACUAGGCUUUGUAAAGAAUGUUUUUUUUUUCUUUAGUGUAGUCAAAUCAAAUCUUAAAGUCAGCACAUCUUGUCUCAUUUUGGCUCUGUGUGCUCAUGUCUUUU
This is a messenger RNA of Syzygium oleosum, 3836 nucleotides long. RefSeq names its product protein argonaute 10. Gene Ontology annotation, molecular function: protein binding; RNA binding. Gene Ontology annotation, cellular component: cytoplasm. The transcript is spliced from 22 exons. Lineage: Eukaryota; Viridiplantae; Streptophyta; Magnoliopsida; Myrtales; Myrtaceae. Bases 483 to 3425 code for a protein of 980 amino acids. The record is from RefSeq and is a predicted model, not a curated record. Gene Ontology annotation, biological process: regulatory ncRNA-mediated post-transcriptional gene silencing.